GUCAGUGAGACUUAAUGUGGGUGUUGAAGGUUGUACGAUGCUUUAAAGUUCACACAGUCACACUUCUGUCCAUUGGCAGGUAGUCAGUUCAGCCACUUCCUCUGAUCACGGAAAGAAAAGAGUGAGGCAAGAAGAACAGGAGAUAAAGACAGAAAGAAAGAAAGAAAAGCUUGUUUCUACAGAAAAGACAGAAAGAGAGACGAGGAGGGAGAGUCAUGUACACACUGACGACAGGUGUAUUUGUGCUGUUUGUGCUCCUGGUGCCAGUUUCUUCUAAAGGGCUUUUUUUCAGUGAGCCAGUCAUCUGCUACUAUUUGGACGGGGUCCUGGUUCUUUACUGCAUCUUUGCCACAGGGCUCUUCUUCAGAGAAAAGUUUUACAUCCCUCCUGUGGCUAGAGUAGCUGAAGAUGGAGGCAUUUACCAAGAGCUUGAGAGAGUAAAGGAUGCUGAUCCUUACGAAAUACUUGAACCAUCAAAAUCAAAAAAAAAAGCUGGCAAGAUAAAGAAACCUGAGUCGACCAAAGCUGAGGAGAACGGUUCGGAUCCACCUCUGUCUCCCCACUAA
Messenger RNA from Etheostoma cragini (Arkansas darter), 566 nucleotides. RefSeq names its product CD247 antigen like (gene cd247l). The transcript is spliced from 7 exons. The record is from RefSeq and is a predicted model, not a curated record. NCBI's taxonomy places the organism in Eukaryota, Metazoa, Chordata, Actinopteri, Perciformes, Percidae. The coding region runs from base 216 to 566 and encodes 116 amino acids.